Messenger RNA from Bolinopsis microptera, 2055 nucleotides. RefSeq names its product phospholipase A2 group XV-like. The transcript has 9 exons. Bases 3 to 1271 code for a protein of 422 amino acids. Gene Ontology annotation, biological process: lipid metabolic process. The record is from RefSeq and is a predicted model, not a curated record. Lineage: Eukaryota; Metazoa; Ctenophora; Tentaculata; Lobata; Bolinopsidae.
GAAUGUUUUUAGUGUUCCUCGUGACUAGUCUGUUAUUAAAUCCCUCAGAAUCCCUUCCAAAAUCUGGUAACGACACUGUUACACCUGUAAUCUUGGUACCAGGUAUUUGUGGGAGUCAGAUAGAUGGAUGGUAUGUGAAGGACAGUGCCCCACAUUACUACUGCACCAAGGACAGUGGGGGUUGGACUCUUCUGUGGCUUUGUAUCGACUGCAUGCUCCCUCCUACGAUAAGUUGCUGGACAGACACGUUUCGGUUAGACAUAUCUGACGUGAGUGACAUAAAAAACAGGGCUGGCGUGCAGACAAAAGUAAAUGAUUUUGGUUACACUGACGGCAUAGGAUAUUUGGACGAGCACCAGUUCGUAGUCCAGUUUGAGAAGCUGAUAAUUGGUAUAGAGAAACUACCAGGUUACACACGUGGCAUCAGUAUCAGGGGGGCUCCGUAUGAUUUCAGAUACACGCCCAACACAAAGGUAGGACAGGAGUACUUUAUAAAACUCAGAUACCUGGUGGAAGAGACGUAUGAACUGAACGGGAACACACCGGUUAUGUUGGUGGCUCACAGUAUGGGUAAUCCUUAUAUCGUCAACUUCCUUACUAAGCAGGAUCAGGCGUGGAAGGACAAGUUUAUAGACGGUUACGUGUCAUUAGCUGGCGUGUUCGGGGGAGCUUCCAAAGCUAUCAGAUCUAUCAUAUCAGGAGAGACAGAAGGAAUGCCCCAGAUAUUUGUUGAUCCCCUGACCAUGAGAGAAUUUGAGAGGACUUCACCCUCAGUAUUCUGGCUGAUGCCGUCACCUGACCUGUUCGGGGACACUCCUCUUCUAUACGCUGACGGCAGGAACUACACUGCUCAUGAUUACCACGAUCUACUCUUGGAAAGUAAAGUCCCAAAAGGGGACGAGCUGUAUGACUUGGUGAAGGACCUACCUCUGUUUGUGGAGGAUAUUGGGGUGGAUGUUCACUGUAUUCACGGCAAGGAUCAAUCUACUCCUCUCCAUUUCAGGUACGGGGAUGACUCUGAGUUCCCUGACACCCAGCCGAUUACAGUAAACGGAGACGGGGACGGAACAGUCAAUCUCCGCUCCCUGGAGCUCUGUAAGAAGUUCAAGAGACUGAAGAGUUACAAAACGGUGACGGGAUUCCUGGCUACGCAUCUGGAGAUACUGCAGAGAAAGGACGUGAUCCAGUUCAUUGGUGAUCUACUGACGAAGACGAAUAGUGAGAGAAGGGGAGAGGAAGACAGAGAGGACGAUAAGACUUUAGUGUUUUGAGGAUUACGUUGGGGUUGGUGAGGUUUUAGGGAUUUGUUUAUUUGUAAAGGAUUAAUGGACUGCUCAUUUUGAUAAGCAAUAAUAAAAUCAUAGAUAAAGGUUAUUGGAGAUCCUCCAGGGUGCAUAGUAUUAAACUAUCUGUGAUGAAGUUCUGCUAAUGUGUUUGAUUAAUAUUUGAGAUAUUUUGUAAAUUUUGUUGAUGAUCCGUUUGAAGAAGAUUUGUUUUCUAAAUUAUUUAUUUUUGUUUUUCAGAAAUUUGUUUGAUAUAAGUAGUUUUGAUGAUUACAUGAUUUUUUUGAAACUUAGAUUAUCCCCCUUGUCGCGUCGUAAGCUGAGCAAAUUCCAAAACUUAUUGUGACCUUUUAGUCGGUUGAGUGGCCGAUCGGUGACGAUAAAGCAAUAGUUUGGGAUUGCACUGCAACUGGAAUAAAUCGUUCUAGAUACUGAAAAUUUUUGUUAGAUUUGUACGUUUUGCUGUUCUGAUAUUCGGUAGAAACUUAAAAUUGUUAGGCGCUUUUGCUGAGGAUUCUUAUCACAUGAUUAAGUGUCAAAUAUCUGUAGCCAGUGUUAUACUGUGUAUUCUAGGUCUUAUACAAGUACCAAAACAGUUAAUGUUAAGUAAAAGGUUGGAACUAAUUUAUUGCUAUUCAGCUAUUUUUCACAGUUCAUAGUUAAACAGUUUGAUAAUUUUUGUAGAGAAUCUUAUACUUUUCAUACCUACUUUUAGAUAAUCUGAUAAUUACAGUUCCUAUUUUUAUGCAGAAAUUAAAAUAACUGUAUUUCA